Pseudophryne corroboree (corroboree frog) is the source of this 681-nucleotide messenger RNA. Its product is annotated as pleckstrin homology domain-containing family G member 4B-like. The transcript has 3 exons. NCBI's taxonomy places the organism in Eukaryota, Metazoa, Chordata, Amphibia, Anura, Myobatrachidae. Bases 58 to 615 code for a protein of 185 amino acids. Gene Ontology annotation, molecular function: guanyl-nucleotide exchange factor activity. The record is from RefSeq and is a predicted model, not a curated record.
ACAGAGAGGGAAUACGUGCGAUCCCUCUAGUACAUCUGUGAGAACUAUUUCCCCGAAAUGGAUCGCAUGGACCUCCCCCAGGACCUCCGCGGGAAAAGGGGCAUCAUCUUUGGCAACCUGGAGAAGCUGAGGGACUUCCACAGCCAGUAUUUCCUGAAGGAGCUGGAGAGCUGCUGCAAACACCCUCUGCGUGUCAGCCACUGCUUUCUCCGUCACAAAGACCAGUUUGGGAUGUACGCUUUAUACAGCAAGAAUAAGCCCCGGUCCGACUUGUUACUAGCCAGCCACGGGAACAUAUUCUUUAAGAAUAAGCAGCGGCAGCUGGGAGACAAGAUGGACCUGGCCUCGUAUCUGCUGAAGCCCAUCCAGCGAAUGAGCAAGUACGCUCUGCUCCUGAAGGACCUGAUCAAGGAGUGCAGCGAGGCUCAGGAACAUGAGCUGGUGUACCUGCGCGCCGCCGAGGAAAUGGUGAAGUUCCAGCUCCGUCACGGCAAUGACCUCCUAGCCAUGGACGCCAUACGGGACUGUGAUGUGAGUGAAGGGGCAGCAGGUUCAGGAGGUGGACAGUGCAGUUACUACUUUAUAGACACUUCUUUGUGUACACGUCACACGUGAUGUGUUCCUGUGUCAUUCUUCCUAUGUAUUGUCACAUAUCACACACCCAGCGUAAUACACUCUGAU